Fusarium tjaetaba is the source of this 1476-nucleotide messenger RNA. RefSeq lists its product as uncharacterized. NCBI's taxonomy places the organism in Eukaryota, Fungi, Ascomycota, Sordariomycetes, Hypocreales, Nectriaceae. The record is from RefSeq and is a predicted model, not a curated record. Bases 1 to 1476 code for a protein of 491 amino acids. The transcript has 5 exons.
AUGGGAUCCCCCGCUACGAUCUCUCAGAACAUUGAGGAAUCGUCUUCCCUCGAUGGUCUGCUCUCUGAUGUAUCCUCCGCCCUAGACAAGCGUGCGGGCAAAGACAUCUUUGCCAUCGGAGGCAGCGUUGGUGAUGAUGGUGACUCUACUAAUUCGACUGGUAACUCUAUCACAAUCCGCUGGGAUAAGCAGGGGCAUGGUCACACUCUCAAGCUACCCCUCAACAAGGAUCCUGCCGCUCAAGAUGCCUUCAACACCUUGUUGGCCGAUUGUCAACCAGCAACCUUCGGCAUCGGCAGCCAAGAGGUUCUUGAUGAGGAGUACAGAAAAGCGGGGAAGAUGAACACCGAAGACUUUUGUACCAACUUCAACCCUUACGAACACGGCAUCGUCGAUACCAUCAAUCAGGCCCUAGCCCAAGCCAGUGUCACUGAUGCCCGAGGCCUCGGUGUAAAGGCCGAGCUUUACAAGCUCAACGUGUAUUCGGGACCUUCUGGCAAGUUCAAGCCUCAUGUUGACACUCCACGAUCUGAUCGCCAGAUGGGUUCGCUUGUUGUCAGUCUUCCUGUUGAGCACAAAGGGGGGCAGCUUGCGGUUAGACAUGGAGGUCGUGAGAUUAUUUUUGACUGGGCGCCGAAAAGCGCAGAGGCCAUUCAGUGGGCGGCUUUCUUUUCUGACUGCGAGCAUGAAGUUCUGCAAGUCACUGAAGGGCAUCGCGUCACACUGACUUAUAAUCUCUUCUGGACCAACUAUGGCCCGGCUUUGAUGUCAGAUAAUCUUCGGGCUCUGGACCAAGAAUCUCUUCAUUUCUUCAAUGCGCUUGAGAAACUACUUGAGAACAAGCAUCUCAUGAAAGAAGGCCUCGUCGGAUUUUCUUGCACCCACGCUUACCCUCAUACCUCCAAAUCAUCCACCAAUAACCUGCACCACAUGCUCAAAGGCAUCGACAUGGUAGUCUACCAAGCCCUCAAACGUAUCCUCGGUACAGCCGAAGUCGCCGCAUUGGUAGACGAUGAGGAAUACAGACACGACCAGCAAGAGUCGAUACCAGAGAGGAUUGAAUGGAAGAAAGAAAACUGGCUGAAGUAUCAGCCAGACCAGCCAGAACCCCAAAUCACGGAGGCAGAGCAGGACAUCUUGGACAAUAAGCUAGCUAUCGGUCGCCCUCUGAGACCUGCCGUUUAUUUCUGGCAUGAUUAUGACAAUAGACUUGACCCAGCUGAAGUCAAUGCUCAGUAUGGACCUGACUGGCAAACUGACAGGAGGAACUUUUAUCCUCGAGAAGACGUCACUUGGUUGAAUGGCCCGCCUGGGGAGGAGGUUUCGAAAGAACUUGCCGUUGCUUUCAUCACGUACGGAAAUGAGCCUGGUAUUGACGCUUACUACACUUCGGCCGUCAUUGUCGCAACGGUGGAUGGGGCAUCCAAGUCAGACGCAGGCACCCAGAGCGGAAGCGUGAGCGAUGCAGAGGAUUAG